Molecule: messenger RNA, 2742 nt
Organism: Elgaria multicarinata webbii
Lineage: Eukaryota; Metazoa; Chordata; Lepidosauria; Squamata; Anguidae
Product: vomeronasal type-2 receptor 26-like
Exons: 6
Coding region: 1-2742 (913 amino acids)
Biological process (GO): G protein-coupled receptor signaling pathway
Cellular component (GO): plasma membrane
Molecular function (GO): G protein-coupled receptor activity
Source: RefSeq, a predicted model, not a curated record
AUGAAAGUAAGCAACUACAUGGAAAGUGGAGUUAGGCAACCAGGCUACGCACUGGGUGACAAUGAAUCAAAUGGAAAUUGUGGAUUCUGUGUUGAAGACUUGGGCUUGAGGCGUUCCCUCGAGAUGUCUGUUUUCUUUCUUUUGCUGCUUCUUUCACUGUGGCUGCUGACUCUUGCUGAGUCCAAGGCAAACCAUAUCAUGUGCAACAUGAAUGAUCCCCUCCCUCUUGUGCAUGAAUACUAUCAGCCAGGAGACCUUGCCAUUGGUGGGAUUCUCUCUCAGCUUUUCUCCAUUGCUGACCUUCUGUCUUUCAUGGAAGACCCUAAAAUCAAGCCGCUUGAUGAGCCCAUUUCAGUGCCAAAGAACUACCAGCAUGUCCUCUCUUUGGUAUUUGCUGUGAAGGAAAUCAAUGAGAAACCAGAGAUAUUACCCAAUGUCACCUUGGGGUUCCACAUCUAUGACAGCUACUUUGAUGCAAGGUUGACUUAUCAAAAUACCAUGAAUCUCCUGUCCACCAGGCAUAGGCCUGUUCCCAACUACAACUGUGGCAGUCAGAAGAAUCUGGUAGCUGUCAUUGGGGGACUUGACUCAGAAACCUCCUCGUACAUAGCCAACAUUAUAGGUACCUACAAGAUUCCACAGGUCACAUUUUGCUUCCUUCUUCCAGUAAUGAAUGAUGCAAUCAAGCUCUCGUUUAUCUUUCGGUUGGUCCCCAAUGAAUCAUAUCAGUACACUGGGAUUGUCCAGCUACUUCAGUAUUUCCAAUGGGUUUGGGUUGGGAUCAUUGCCAUGGAUGAUGAUAAAGGGAUACAUUUCAUGCAAACAUUGAUAGCAAGGCUUUCCCAGAGUGGCAUUUGUGUAGCAUUCACUGAAAGAAUACCAAUCACAGCUUCGGUCUAUGAUCUUGUGUACCUAAUGGGGCACAUGGAGACUAUGUCAUACCUUCUAAACAUGACUAAUGUCAUUGUCAUAAAUGCACAUACACAGACUACAUUUGCUUUGAGUGCAUUAAUAUAUAUGGCAGAAAUGCUAACAGAUGUGACAGUGACGGAUCUAGGUAAGGUGUGGAUUAUGACUGCCGAAUGGGCUUUCACAACACACCCAUUUCAGAGGGGGCUGGAUGCACAAGUCUUCCAUGGUGCCUUGUCUUUCACAAUUCAAUCAAGUGAGCUUUUGGAGUUCCAAAAUUUCCUUCAGAUCCUAAAUCCUCACUAUCCAAAAGGAGAUGUUUUUAUCAAGGUCUUCUGGGAGCAAGCAUUCAACUGUUCAUUGCCAAAUUCUAACAUGGAUGAGGAGGACAGGAGAAGCUGUAAUGGAGAGGAGAGGUUGGAUCGCCUUCCGGGGACAUUCUUUGAAAUGAGCAUGACAGGCCAAAGCUACAGCAUCUACAAUGCUGUCCAUGUUAUAGCACGUGCUGUUCAUGCAAUGUGCUCAUCCAGCUCCAAACACAGAGAAAAGUGUGAACUUUUGGAAUUGCAACUUUGGCAGAUAUACCCUUUUCUGAGGAGCACCUCAUUUAACAACAGUGCGGGAGAGAAGGUGUUUUUUAACAGCAAUGGUGAAUUAGAGACUGGAUUUGACAUUAUCAACUGGGUCACUUUUCCAAACCAAUCGAUCAUUAGAAUAAAAGUUGGACGCAUGGAUCCUCAGGCCACAUCAGGCAAAGAGGUCACCAUUAACAAGAAGAUCAUCACAUGGCACAGAAAAUUUAACCAGGUCCUACCACUUGCUGUGUGCAACGAACACUGUCAUUCAGGGUACUCCAGAAAAAAGAAGGAAGGGCAGCCGUUUUGUUGCUAUGAUUGUGUUCCAUGCCCAGAAGGGAAGAUAUCAGACCAGAAGGACAUGGAUGACUGUUUCAAAUGCCCGGGAGACCAUUAUCCAAACAAGGACCAGAGUCACUGCCUCCGUAAGAAGCCAAACUUCCUCUCUUAUGAAGAACCUUUGGGAGUCGUUUUAGUUGUCUUGGCUCUGUUUUUUUCUCUCAUUACAGCUUUGGUGAUUGGAAUAUUCAUUAAACACAGGAACACCCCCAUCGUCAGAGCCAACAAUCGGAAUCUCUCCUACUCUCUGCUCAUCUCUCUUCUCCUCUGCUUCCUCUGUUCCCUGCUCUUCAUUGGGAGACCUCACCCAGUGACUUGCUAUCUACGACAAACGUCUUUUGGCAUCAUCUUCUCAAUGGCGAUUUCUUCCGUGUUGGCAAAAACUAUCACAGUUGUUCUGGCUUUCAUGGCCACCAAGCCUGGAAGCAGGAUGAGGAGAUGGGUGGGGAAAAGACUGGCAAAUGCUGUUGUUCUUUCUGGUUCCUUCAUUCAAGUCGGGAUGUGUGGGGUGUGGCUCUGUGUUGCUCCUCCAUUCCCAGACUUGGACACUCAUUCUCUGGCUGAGGAAGCUGUGGUAGAAUGUAAUGAAGGGUCACCCACCAUGUUUUAUUGUGUUCUUGGGUACAUGGGAUUCAUGGCUCUUGUGAGUUUCAUUGUGGCUUUCUUUGCUAGGAGAUUGCCCAGCACUUUCAAUGAAGCCAAAUUCAUUACUUUCAGCUUAUUUGUCUUUUGCAGCGUGUGGGUCUCUUUUGUCCCAACUUAUCUAGGCACAAAGGGGAAAUACAUGGUAGCUGUGGAGGUUUUCUCCAUCUUGGCUUCUACCGCUGCACUAUUGGUCUGUAUCUUCUGUCCCAAAUGUUACAUAAUUGUAAUGAAGCCUGAACUGAACUGUAAGGAGCAGCUAAUAAUAAAUAAAUAA